Molecule: messenger RNA, 16795 nt
Organism: Lethenteron reissneri (Far Eastern brook lamprey)
Lineage: Eukaryota; Metazoa; Chordata; Hyperoartia; Petromyzontiformes; Petromyzontidae
Product: voltage-dependent T-type calcium channel subunit alpha-1H-like
Biological process (GO): calcium ion import across plasma membrane
Cellular component (GO): voltage-gated calcium channel complex; membrane
Molecular function (GO): high voltage-gated calcium channel activity
Source: RefSeq, a predicted model, not a curated record
CAUCCUCUCCCUCUCUCCAAUCGCUCUCUUGACACAUCACUCCCCACUCGCUGCACACAGCCACGAACCCGCGCAGGAGUAAUAAGCUCUUAUAAACUGCGCUGGAUGUGUAGAGGCUAAGGGAAGAAAAUAGUGUGCGUCUGUGAAUUAACUAACAACAUUAAUGCUUCGGUCAUUACAGCAGCCAAUGUGUUGUGCGUGUGUCUAUACACAUUGACAGACACGCAGACAGACAAGACACACGGACAGACAGUGGCAGACUUACUCGCAUUCAGAUACAUAGGGACACAGCCAUACAUACAGGCAAACAGACACGCAGAGACAGACACGCACACAAACACACGGACACACAGACAGGGACACGUACAGGCAGACAGAGACAUCUGUGAGCACACCGCAUGGAUUUGCGCGUUCAAAUCCGCAAAGGACCAGGAUGUUACGACUGGUGAUGAACGGAGGAAGCGCUUCAUUGCCAUCAUCAUCAUCAUCGCCACCGUCGUCAAUCACAUCGUCACCGGCAUCGUUGUCGUCGCCGUCGAAGAGACGGGGAGGCGUGUGGAGGCUCGAGGGGUCGCGCGCCGCAGACACGUGCUCCUCGUAGGGGGGAGUGCUCUGAGGGGUGCACCGAGACAAGUGGGCGCCUCUAUGCCGGAGAGGAGCGCUGAGCGGCAGCUGUCAAUGAGAGAGGUGUCAUCACGGCGUUCCUUGCCAUGGCGGAGCGAUUACCCGAAGCUGGCGCGCCCAGGGACCAUGGCAGCCGCCUGUGCAGCCGUGGAACCUGCCCCACCACCGCCACCACCACCGCCCCUGCCACAACCAGCUCGACCGCCACCACCAGCACCGCCGGCAAGACGAGCAGCAGCGUGAACGCCGCCGCCAGCAGCAGCAGCGGCGGUGGCGUCGUGGGUAGCAGCAGCAGCAGCGUGAUCUACAUGCCGCGUUGUGUCCACCACUCGGACGUGACCUCGGACGCCGGCGAAAGUUUGCCCGCCGCUGGCCCGCUUCCCGGGGCAGGAGCGUUGCCCGGGGCGGAGAGACGGCACGACCGGGCGGCCGGUGGUGGCGGUGGUGUCGGUGGUGGCGGUGGUGUCGGUGGUGUCGGUGGUGGUGGCGGUGGUGGCGGGACGGGAGAUGUUGGGGAAGAAGGAACGGAAGACCCGGAGCUACCUUACCCCGCGCUCGCGCCCGUCGCCUUCUUCGUCAUGAAGCAGAGCACGAUGCCCAGGAGCUGGUGUCUCAGGAUGGUUUGUAAUCCGUGGUUUGAGCGGGCGAGCAUGCUCGUCAUUCUGCUCAACUGUGCCACCCUGGGCAUGUUCCAGCCCUGCGCCGAGGUGGAGUGCCACUCGCAGCGCUGCCAGGUGCUGCAGGCCUUUGAUGAUUUCAUCUUCGCGUUCUUUGCGGCGGAGAUGCUGGUGAAGAUGGUCGCCCUGGGCGUGUUCGGGAAGAAGUGCUACAUGGGCGACGCGUGGAACCGCCUCGACUUCUUCAUCGUGGCCUCUGGCAUGCUGGAGUACUCUCUCGCCAUGGAGAGCGUCAGUCUCUCCUCCAUCCGCACCGUCCGGGUACUCCGGCCACUGCGGGCAAUCAACCGGGUCCCCAGCAUGCGAAUCCUGGUGACGCUGCUGCUGGACACGCUGCCCAUGCUGGGGAACGUGCUUCUUCUCUGCUUCUUCGUGUUCUUCGUGUUCGGGAUCGUGGGAGUGCAGCUGUGGGCUGGACUUCUGCGCAAUCGAUGCUUCCAGGCUGAGAACGUGACACUCGAGCUGAACAACAGCCGCAUGUCACCGUACUUCCCGGCGGACAACGACGACGAGAGUCCUUUCAUCUGCUCGCUGCCCCGAGACAACGGCAUGCAGACGUGCGACACCGUGCCGCCCUCGGUGCUGCCCGGCGGGCCCCGCUGCCGCUGGCCACCGCCGUUAUCGCUGCGAUCGUCGUCGCCGCCGCAGUCCUCUUCGUCCUCGCUGUCGUCAUCAUCGUCGUCGUUGUCGUACGAUGCCAACAGCUCGGGGCUCUCCUUUGCCACGCUAGGGGAGGCCGUGGCGGCUGGCCACGGCUACCCUUACAGCCAGGGCGGCAACGUGAGCGGCGAGUGCAUCAACUGGAACCGGCUGUACACGGUUUGCCGGGCGGGGCUACGCAACCCGCACAGCGGUGCCAUCAACUUCGACAACAUCGGCUACGCGUGGAUCGCUAUCUUCCAGGUCAUCACGCUGGAGGGAUGGGUGGAUAUCAUGUAUUACGUGAUGGACGCCCACUCCUUCUACAACUUCAUCUACUUCAUUCUGCUCAUCAUCAUCGGCUCCUUCUUCAUGAUCAACCUGUGCCUCGUGGUCAUCGCGACGCAGUUCUCCGAGACGAAACAGCGCGAGAACCAGCUGAUGGAGGAGCAGCGCGCGCGCAUGCACGGCAGCGACAGCUCCCUCGCCAGCUUCCGCGAGCCGGGCAGCUGCUACGAGGAGCUCGUGCGCUACCUGGGGCACUUGCUGCGCAAGGUGUGGCGCCGCUCCUCGCGAGCCUUCGUCGACGCUCACGUGGCCCUGCAGCGGCGCAUCAACCCCAACGCCGCCGCCGCCGCAGCGGCCGCGGCGGCGGCGGCGGCCGCGGCCGCCGGCGGGCGUCCGCGGCGCGACCAGAACGGCAGCAAGCAGGGCACGCGCCCGAGACGCCGCCGCAAGGGGAAGAAGGGCAGCCGCAAGAGGCGCAAGUCCUGGAGGUCGGUGCACCACCACCACCUCGUGCACCAUCACCACCACCAUCACCACCACUACCACGUCAACGGGGGAGGCGGCGGUGGCGGUGGCGGGCACCGGCCGGCGCUCGCGCGGUGCAUGUGCCGUCCCCGUGGCGGCGGUGGCGGCGGCGGCGGCGGUCCCAACGAGCGCGACGUGUUGCCGGCGGACGUUCGGACGGCCGUCGUGGUGGUGUCGUCGCCGCCGGCGCCGGUGCCGCCGCUGCCACCGCCGCCGCUUUCGUCGCCGUCCGGUAACUUUGGUGCGCGACGCACGCCGGGCUUGGCGUCCGUGCACAGCGUCUACCACGCCGACUGCCACCUGCUGGCGGGACGCCCGCUGCCCUUCCGGGGUUCGCCGCUCACCUCGGAGGCCACGGCGGCGACGGCGGCGGCGGCGGCCUCCGCCGUGGUCGCGUCGGCCGUGUCCCAACGGCCCCCGCCGCCUCGGCCGCCGCACGAGAUGAACUACCCGACCAUCGUGCCGUCGGCGGUGGUGGUGGCGCCGGACAAAGGGAACAAGACGUGGAAGACGCGAGGGCCGCGCCGGGGAGAGUCGCGGGCACACAGCUCGAGCCCCACGGACGCCUUCGCCAAGCAGCACCACAUCUUCGCCGCUUACGCGGGCACGAGCGAGCUGCUGUGCCGCUGCCCGGCGUUCCCCAGCGUCCCCCUGGGCGUCCCGCAACCCGACCUCCUGCCGGCCGCGGCAGGCGAAGGGUGCGCCCUGUGCGCCGCGGGACAGGACGAGCCGUCGUCGUGCAGGCGAGGAGGAGGAGGAGGAGGCGGAGGAGGCUGCGGCGGCGGCGACUCGGUCUCGGAGGGCUCCGCCGCGUCCGGGCGCGAGUCCCCCUCCAGCGCCCGCGAUGGCUUCGGGCCCGGGGAGGCCGUCUGCUCCGUCUGCCGCUGCAGGCGGCACUGCCGUGACCGCCAAGCCGGCUCCGGCUCUGGCUCCGGCUCCUGCUCCGACUCGGGCUCCGGCGACGGCAGCGAUUGCGACGACGACGACGGAGACGACGGAGACGAUGGCGGCGACGACGACAGCGACGGAGAUGAACGCGACGACGGCGACGGGGAGGACGGGGGACGCGACGGGACGGGGAAGCGCGGGUGGCUGCGGCGCUGGAAGGAGCGGCCGUGUGUCGCCGGGAUGGCGCGCUUCUGCCACACCGUGAGCGAGCGCUUCAGCUGGAUCGUCAACAGCAAGUACUUCAACCGCGGCAUCAUGGUGGCCAUCCUCAUCAACACCGUCAGCAUGGCCAUCGAGUACCACGAGCAGCCGGAGGAGCUCACCAACAUCUUAGAGAUCAGCAACAUCGUGUUCACGAGCAUGUUUGCGCUCGAGAUGCUUCUGAAGAUCUUCGCGUGCGGCCUCUUUGGCUACAUCCGCAACCAGUACAACAUCUUCGACGGCGUCAUCGUCAUCAUCAGCGUGUGGGAGAUCGUGGGGCAGUCGGGCGGAGGGCUCUCGGUGUUGCGCACGUUCCGGCUGCUGCGCGUGCUCAAGCUGGUGCGCUUCAUGCCCGCGCUGCGCCGCCAGCUCCUGGUGCUCAUGAGAACCAUGGACAACGUGGCCACCUUCUGCAUGCUGCUCAUGCUCUUCAUCUUUAUCUUCAGCAUCCUGGGGAUGCAUCUCUUUGGAUGCAAGUUCAGCCUGAAGACCGACACGGGAGACACAAUCCCCGAUCGGAAGAACUUCGACUCCCUCCUCUGGGCAAUCGUCACCGUGUUCCAGAUCCUGACACAGGAGGACUGGAACGUGGUCCUGUACCACGGCAUGGCCUCCUCGUCUCCCUGGGCUGCGCUCUACUUCAUCGCGCUCAUGACCUUUGGAAACUACGUCCUCUUCAACCUCCUGGUGGCCAUCCUGGUGGAGGGAUUCCAGGCGGAGGGCGAUGCAAACAAGUCUGAGUCCGAUGGGGAGCAGUGCUCCCCCUAUAACCUGGAUGACGGACACGACAAGCUUAAAGAACUCCGCUCCAUUGCCGUGCUGACACCCAAUGGACUCCUGGAAGGAAAGUGCAUGUCAAUGCCACCGCUCAUCACCCACACGGCCCCCACCCCAUGGGGGUCUCCUCGCUCCCCGUCUCCCGACUCACGGAGAGGGAGCAGCUCCUCCCUGGGGCCCUGCCCCGGGGUCCCCUCCCCGCCCAGCGGGCGCAGCUCCCCGUGGGGCGGCCGUGGCAGCGUGUGCAGCAGCCGUCGCUCCAGCUGGACCAGCGUGGGCCUCGACGGGUUCCUGCCGCGUCCCGGCGGGCACGCGCUGCUGCCCGUGCGCCACGACGACAAGGCGUCGCUCUCGUCGGCCGUGCAGAGGGACAGCCUCGCGCAGUGGAGCCUGAGGAGCGUCAGCCCGCGGGGCAGCGUGUGCUCGGCGGGCACGGAGGACGGCCUCUCCCCCCGGGGCCUCCUCAUCGCCCGCCGCGCCGCCUCCUGCGACCUCCCCGAGCUACUCCAGACGCCCGCCAUGCGCUGCAACGGCUCGCCGCUCUCCCCGCUGUCGCCGCUCUCCCGCUCGCCCUCCCUGCCGAGGGGCGCUCGCUUGGCUCAGCGACACCACCAACACCACCAGCAGCAGCAGCAUCAGCAGCAGCAGCAGCAGUUCGUGUCACACGGGAGCAGCCCGCUGCCCGGCAGGGAGACGCCGAGAUUGUCACGCAAGUUCAGCGACGACGCCGAAGAGAUUUACGAUAGCCACUGCUUCAGGCUCCGACGGCGACUGGAACCCUACAAGCCCAAGUUUUGCGAAUCCCGAAAAGAAUGGUCGCUCUACCUGUUUGCUCCGCACAACAAGGUCAGAAUGCAGUGUCGCAAGAUCAUCGCACACAAGGUGUUUGACCACGUGGUGCUUCUCUUCAUCUUCCUCAACUGCAUCACCAUCGCCCUUGAAAGGCCAGACAUUGGAGCGGACAGCCCUGAACGGCUGUUCAUGACCAUUUCCAACUACAUCUUCACGGCCGUUUUUGUGACUGAGAUGAGCAUCAAGGUGAUCGCAAUGGCGCUGGUCUUUGGGGACGGCGCGUACCUACGCAGCACGUGGAACACGCUCGACGGGUUCCUGGUCCUGGUCUCGCUGGUCGACAUCAUCGUGUCGCUUGCGUCCGACAGUGGAGCGCGCAUCCUGGGCAUCCUGCGCGUGCUGCGUCUGCUGCGCACGCUGCGACCCCUCCGGGUCAUCAGCCGCGCGCCGGGACUGAAGCUGGUGGUGGAGACGCUGAUCACGUCCCUGAAGCCCAUCGGCAACAUUGUCCUCAUCUGCUGCGCGUUCUUCAUCAUCUUCGGCAUCCUGGGCGUUCAGCUGUUCAAGGGGAAGUUCUACUACUGCGAGGGCCUGGACACCAAGAACGUCACCAACAAGUCCGACUGCCUGAGGGCCAACUACAAGUGGCUGAAACACAAGUACAACUUCGACAACCUCGGGCAGGCCCUGAUGUCGCUGUUCGUUUUGUCCUCCAAGGACGGCUGGGUGAACAUCAUGUACACCGGCCUCGAUGCCGUGGGGCUCGAUCAGCAGCCCGUCAUCAACUACAACCCGUGGAUGCUGCUCUACUUCAUCUCGUUCCUGCUGCUCGUCAGCUUCUUCGUGCUCAACAUGUUCGUGGGCGUCGUGGUGGAGAACUUCCACAAGUGCCGGCAGCACCAGGAGGCCGAGGAGGCUCGACUCCGCGAGGAGAAGAGGCUCAAGAGGGCCGAGAAGAAGCGACGCAAGGCACAGAAGAAGCCCUACUACUCCGAGUACUCGCCCGUGCGCCUCUUCAUCCACUCGGUGUGCACGUCCAGCUACCUGGACAUCUUCAUCACCGUCUUCAUCGGCCUCAACGUGCUCACCAUGGCGAUGGAGCACUACAACCAGCCCAAGUCUCUGAACGAGGGCCUCAAGUACUGCAACUACGUCUUCACCUCCGUCUUCGUGCUGGAGGCCUUGCUCAAGCUGCUGGCGUUCGGGAUUAGACGCUACUUCAAGGACAGGUGGAAUCAGCUCGAUUUGGCCAUUGUCCUCCUGUCCAUCAUGGGCAUUAUCCUGGAGGAGAUUGAGAUCAGUGCCUCCCUGCCCAUCAACCCGACCAUUAUCCGCAUCAUGAGGGUCCUGCGCAUAACACGCGUGCUGAAGCUGGUGAAGAUGGCAACGGGGAUGCAGGCGCUGCUGGCAGUGGUGGUGCAGGCACUCCCCCAGGUGGGGAACUUGGGACUUCUCUUUCUCCUCCUCUUCUUCAUCUACGCGGCUCUGGGGGUGGAGCUCUUCGGAGGACUCACUUGCGAGGACUACCCGUGCGAGGGCCUCAGCCGUCACGCCACGUUCGAGAACUUCGGCAUGGCGCUGCUGACGCUGUUCCGCGUGUCCACGGGCGACAACUGGAACGGCAUCAUGAAGGACACGCUGCGCGAGUGCAGCAGCCUCGACCGGCAGUGCAUCUCGUACCUGCCCGUCAUCUCGCCCAUCUACUUCGUGACGUUCGUGCUCACGGCGCAGUUUGUGCUCGUCAACGUCGUGGUGGCCGUGCUCAUGAAGCACCUGGAGGACAGCGCCGAGGACGCGCACGAGGAAGAGGAGGAGGAGAACGCGGCGCGCAUCGCCGCCGGGAUCAUCGGCGCCUCCGGCCUGCCGAGUGCCACCGCCCGCCUCCUGGGCAUCGCGGUGCCCACCCCCAACCCCGGCGGCAACCCGGCGCUCGUGGCCGUCUCGUCGCCGUCGUUCUCCCCGGCGCACUUCCGCUGCAUCGCGUCCUCGCCUUCCUCCUCCGCGGCGGCGGCGGCGGCGUUGGCCGGGAGCAGGGGAUCGAACCCUCGCCGCUCCGGGUUGGAGCUCCGCGCCGCUCGGCCCCCCGGCCGGUUGAGCAGCGAGCUCACGUUCCGGAGGCCCAGCGUGGAGAACGUGGACGACGGCUCCCGGCUCGAGACGCUGGGGGAGCAGACACUGCUGCUGCCCGCAGUGCGGCACGUCGAGGUCAGCCGAGCCCUCUCGCUGCCCAGCGAUGCCCUCGCGAGCACGCCCGACUCGCAGCAGCAGCAGCAGGAGCUGCAGCAGCAGCAGGAGCAGCAGCAGGGAGCCUCUGAGAACAGCAGAAUGCCGGAGGUGGAACCAAAUCGGGCGGCUCAGAAAUCAGAUUCCAUGGCAGGCUGUGGCAUGGCAGCGGCAGACGUGACACCGUCAAGCUCAGCCAGUGGCCGCAAUGGGGGACCUGUGACACAGGAGGUUGAGGAGGCGACGGCUGCCGAUCGGUCUCCGAGGCACGUGGAGCUUCCGGAGCGUCGACGCAGCCGCGGCGUCUCUCCCGCAGAUGGCUCACCGCUCGCCUCGAGCUCGCCGCGAGCGUCGCCCGACGGCGCCCGCGCCUCCCCCUCGCCCGCCUCCGCCCUCCACCGGCAUCCGACACCCGAGCUGAUUCUUGACACUCACGCGGACGGGAAGACGACAACGGCGGCGGCCGGUCGACUUCCCGCCGGGGGUGGCGGCGGGGGCUUCCACGAGCGUGCCCGGGUCAUCCGCAUGCAACGGCGCCACUCGGUGGACGUUUACCCACGCGACGGGCCGACGGGCUGCUCGUCCCGCCCUCCGCCGCCAUCGCGGCCCUCGCGGUCGUCCAACGGCGGUGGCGGCAGUGGCUCGAAGGUCUGCGUCGGAAUCGGGUGGUGGAAAACGCCGUCGCCACCGUCGCCACCGUCGCCACCGACGCCACCGACGCCACCACUCAUAACUGUGGUGGCGCCGGGGGAUGCCGUGGAGACCGCGGCGCGAGGAGCCCGGGAGGCCCGGCGACGCUGCAUUUCGUACGAGUCGCUGGCGAGGAGGACGGGGACGCCGCCUGUUAGUCAUCUGCUCCAUCAUCAUCAUCAUCAGCAGCAGAAUGAGCGUUGUCCCGACGGCCAUGGGCGCGAGCGCGGACGCGCACUGCCGCCGUCGCUGCUGGCUGUGCCCGGCGAUGGCGGGGCGACGCCGCUGGCGCGAGGGCCGCGCUGCGCGGGACGCGGCUCCGUCGGGAGCCUCUCCGAGUUGCUGCUGCUGAAAGCGGCGGCGGCGGAGGAGGAGGAUCCGCUGGUGAGACCGAGGACGGCUUCGCUGGGUGUCAAGAGCGGCGCGUCCGGUGGGGCAGCCUCGGGGGCCAGGAGAAGCUUGGUGGCGGACGAUGGGGAGAAUGGCAGCGGCUGCGACGCAGUCUAGGUCUCCCUCAAGCGAAGGCAGAGGACCGGCCGACGGUGCUUGAGGGCGGAGUUGUUUUAAAUCGAGGUGCAGCCGUGAACAUUGUGUUUGGAUUUUACUCAGCGAGGGUUAAUAUGCGUAACUUAUUUGCGUCUCGGCGAGGUUCUACACUCGCGUGAUCUCCUCCCCAGCUGUUCGCCGGGGUGAACCGAGCAAACGAAAUCGGAGGAAGGAAUAGGUGUUGAUGUUUUACGGGAGAUUUUUAAACGAUGGACUUUUGUCUGCAUGUGACACGUAGCCUAAAUGUAACGAUGCACACGCGCGGAUGUCCGUCUCGUUUAGCCUUAUAGGCUGUUGGGGGCAAGCAUUGUUUGCGAGCGCCUAUUAAUGCCGGCAAGGCACAAGCGAGGAAAUGGCGGUGGCCAGCGACACGCAUGCCGGGCCACCUCUUGUCUCCUCGUUGCUCUCUUCGAUGAUGCCACUGCACCGGGUCCUCAACUUCGGCUAGCUUUAGAUAUCAGUGUUGACGCAGCUGUUGUGCAUCAUGGAAUGCCAUCAGACCCAGAUCAUUGAGAUUGUAAGGCGGUGUGCAAAACACACUCGUACAUUGUCUUUACACGUGCACACACACAAUUUCACACAUACACACGUGUAUAUACGGUGCACGCACACACAUUGCCUAUCGGGCGGCACACAGAUAGCUAAUGUGUGGCUUUUUUAAGCAAUACCUAGCACUUGUAAGUGCUUCCAAAGUCACCCCUAUCAACAAAAUAAGAGAGACUUUGUUUAAGAUGUGAAAAAAAAAUGCCGCGAUUACGAAACAACACAAACCCGUCUCAUUGGUCUAGACGCCAACGACAGCAGAGCCUGUGACGUCCCAGUGGUCGCAGGACAGGAUUACGAUUCCCAUUAAGAAAAGUAAAUAACGCUUCGAAGAGUAUUGUGCACUUUAAGUCUGCAAUGUGUCAACUCGGACCACAGCACCAAUGAGAGAAUAACUCAAGUUGUAAUCACUGGGUAAAAAAAAAAACUGUAAAUAAAGCAAUUUGUAUGCAGACGGAGGAGCGCAGAAGUUAUACAUACAAACUACAGUGGGCAUUUUCCUAAGGACGCCAAGCAAGUCAAUUAAAAAAAGACCUGUCCAAGUCGCAAACAAAUGAACUCUUUCACGGAAUUUCAACAGCGAAGGAUAACUUUUAUUUAUUCUCCCCCCCCCCCCUCCUUGUUCUUGAUGCGUCGUCGUUUGUAAACGUGCAAAAAAAUCCACCCCCGCGGCACCCUCUUGGCAGAAGAUUUGCAAAUGCUGCUUUGUGUAAUAAACCGGGGGACUGCACUUUGCGUGCCAGCGCGGAGCUCGAGAACUGAGCGGGCGCUGUGGAAGACUUUUGUCUGCAUGCUGAACCAAAAAGAAACCACUCCUCUGCACCGGAAUCCGCGUCCACCCUCCCAGCCACCCCCUUCCCAUCCUUGCAUGCGAAGUGCGUCGCAGAAUCAUCCAUCGCCCACCGUCACACCCACCCCUCCCGCACAGUGUUGGGGUUGUGAUUGUUUUUUUGUUAGGGGGGGGCGAAGUAAUCCGACUUCUCGACAGCUGAUUUGCUCGAGCUUGUGGAAGUGAUGUGACGUAAUCCCGUCUACCAUGGGCUCUUUGCGGUGCUUGAUGACUUUCACGACACGAUUCGGAACAGAAAGUCGUGGGGUGGCCUCUCCCCGCUCGAAUGAGCGUCGGGGUUGUGCUCGCCUGUGUCGGGAGUUCUGAUGCAGCGGUGGAAAUUCCACGUUUCCUAUGGCAGAGGACCAGUCUAUCCGUAUGACAACCACUGUUGACUUCGCACAAAGUUGUACCGAUUUGAUAGACCCCCCCCCCCGCGCCAUCACCUCCUCCCAGAGAGGGGACGUGAUCAUUUGAGCUCUCGCUGGGAUUUGAUUUUAAGGCGCCGUUUGCAUCACAGAAUUAACGACAUCUAUGCCACGACUGGGGUUUGCGUAUCGUGAUCACGUGUGCAUUAUUGGCUGCCGCUGUCUCUGCAAUAACCUAAGCUGCCGACCGUGGACGUUCUCCACGUCGCACGAAUAUGAUUAGACGCAAAUCAUAACAAAAAAAAGUAAUCGACCGAAGUAACGGCAGCCGAUGUGAUUACACGAAAUCCGUUACUACCCCCAACACUGACACCCUCUGCCCGUCCAUCGGUCGUGACCGUGGGUGCUGAUCGUGGGUUGCGCCGCGAGACGGUGGGGGGGGGGGGUGGUUGAGGGAGCGGUCGACGCAGUAGGCCUUAGCCCAGAAGUAAUGCAUGGACGAAUGGAAGCAUGCCACCGAUUGAGAACGUCCUCGAAGAGCCGAGCGUUGUUUUCUUGUUGUUAGCGCAGUGGGGCAAUGGGUAAACCGAACAAAGAGUGGACGGAAUUUGAUCAACGGUGGAAUCGAGCUGUGAAGAAUUGGAUUCUUGCCACUCUCUGCUUCAUACGCAUAUUGCCAAUGUACUCGUCGCAAUGUAGAAUCAGCGACCAUCUUGUUUUCCGCCAUCUGCCUGAAUUUAGCGAAAGAAGCGAGAGGGUGGCGGCGAGAUGCACAACUCCCAUAGUCGUACACCUUCGCGUGUACCGAAUGCCGCCCAGAAUCCGUACACACAGAAUGCUGCGACUAUUGAAGUGUUGGUGUCUGUUCCACCCGAAAAUGUGGGGCUGUAAGGAGCGAGGGGAGGGGCUGUAGGGGGAUAUACAGGGACUCCUCUACUUACGAACGAGUUAGGUUCCAGAGGUCUGUACGUAAGUCGAUUUGUUCCUAAGUCCAACUUUACUCCUGUCAAUUCCAAACAUGUUGUAUGGCAUGUACACUAAAUAGGGGCAAUGGAUUUUAAAGUUGUAAAAUUCCCUGUAGAUGUAGAUGCCACUGGUUCUUCAUGUUCUACAGAUGUAGGUGCCACCACCAUCUAUUGCGCGGCGGUUGGACUUACGUAUCUCGGUCCGAACAGGGCAACUGGACACACGGACCAGGUUUGUUCGUAUCUCUGCAAGUUCACAAGUCGAGUGCUCGUAAGUGAAGGAGUCCCCGUAUCAGAGAUCGGUGGGGCCACGAAUGCCGAUGAAGGCGGCGCAAACGAGGAGCCCGUUCGAAGCCCUUGCGAGGCCACGAGCAUUUCUCGUUCCAUAAACAACGGAGAGGAGGCAUUACUUUGGGGAUAACAGUGCUGCUGUUGUGCCGGGGAUGAGAGGGGAGGCACUCUGUAAAUCAACCCUACGGAGUGCAUCUGGAUGCAUUCGUUGACGCGUCGCCCGACUUGCCAAUCCAAAUGUGAAUUGUUAACAUUCUGGUAUAACAUUGGACAUUCGCAAUGCAACUCUAACAACAACAUCAACAAUGGUAAUGCUUUAUUUUAGCCACCAAGCAGUAUGCAAGGAUGCAUUUACACCUUUCGGCAAUGCAGCUGAUACCCAACUUCAAUUUCCAUUUGCUCAAAUGAGCAUUGAGCGGUGCAUACCUCUACGAGCGACCGCCUUCGUCAUUAGAGACAGACGUGGUCAAGCCAUGCAACUGGAAUUUCUACAACCGGCUCGGGAACUGCCAAGGGGGAAAACAGCACCGCCCAUGCUCCUUCGAGCGGCGAUGACGUUUGUGAUUAUUGCCGUGGUCGCGCUCAAGACAAUUGGCAAGUCCGUGGGGUUCGUGGCCUCCAAACGCUCUCAUCUCCAUUCGGGGCCCCAUCCGAUCAGUUGACUCGCCGUGCCUCCCCGCCUCCCCUUUCACUCCACGGUUUCGCCCACUCGUCCAGGGUUUUAUCUCCGCACCACUGCAUAUAAUUCUGGCAUGUUUAAACGAUAUUAACGCAACUAUAUUUAACCAUCGUUCAACCUUGAUUACAACUGAAUGCAUAAAGAGAAAGAGAGAGAGAGAAAAGUUGUCUUCCAUGAACACGAUCCGGCACUUUGAGGCUCCUGUACAUAAGGACGCGAGAGUUUUAACAAUGCCGACACGUUAUACAGGUGCAUCGCCUGAAACGUAAACGUUGAACGAGAAGAAUGUUAAAAGGUUUGGCGAUUAUAUGGCAAAAUAAAAUCUAGCACGCGGUAUAUGGGCUUAUACAGAAAAAAGUAUGUGCGAUUUAUUUAUGAUAUUUUAAUGCAAACUGAAUUAACUUAUCAAACCAAACUUUUAUAGAUUAUUUCGUGUCCCUGUUUAUGAUCUGCGCGCGCGCGCGUGCGUGUGUGUGUGUGUGCGUCAUAUGCGUGCUUUGUUUUGGUCAUCCGAAAUGAAGGUUACAUUUGACGGUAUUGCGUUUCACGGCUCCGUACUAAUGCAGAUGUCCACACCGUAUUAUUGUUUGAACGCGGGGCCACUUUUUAAGUCUGCUGGCUUGGCACCUGACCCUGUUUUAUUUUGCUCAGAAAUGGUUGAGCCAAUUUUUUUGCCCUGCACCAUUUUUUUGUCAAGAUCCCGAUCGCAUCGCUGUCACUUCUUGUCGUGGCUAUUGCUUGUGCCUGUCCCCUCCAUCCCUCCCCAGAAUAUAUCACCUCCAAAGCGCCUUCAUUCAAGGCGUUUAACAGAGUUAAGAUAAAAACCGUGACUAUAUAGAUUUAGAUACUACCAGGGUUGAGGGAUGAAGGAUCGCGAUUUAGGGUACAUGGGGAUCACAAAAGGGUAUGGGAGGGAUGGGAAGGAGUGGAGGGACGAGGGGAGGGAAGAGGAAGAGAAUGGCCAAUAGAGAAGAGGUGAGGCUUGAAGAGAGGGGCGCCGUACCUUUCUUCAUUAUUGACAACUUGCAGCUCAGCACACGGCAGAUGCCUGCGUAGCGCGACUCACGACCUCCUCUUGAUACCAAGAUCCAGGAUGGUCAUCGUGUCUAUGCGCCGCUUCUCGGUGGCAGCCCCAAUAUCCUGGAACGAUAUCCCUCUGCACAUUCGCAGCAUCACCUCAAUCGCCUCCUUCAAGAGAGACUUAAAAACUCACCUCUAUAACCACGUGCUUUCGAGCGACUCUGAGCUUGGCUCCGCGCCUCUGAGUUGUGGCCACUACGUCUGCAAAUUUGCGCGCGUUACAAAUUGAACUAUUAUUAUUAAGGAGGUUAAGGAGGGGGCGGGGGACUUAUUAAUCUACAGGGGAAGAUUGUUUCGUUAGAGGGGUGCAAGGAGGGAAAAGGGUAGAAGACCGGAUUGGGCACAGGGAGACGGAGGGACCGAGAGAGAGAAGACUGAACGAAGAGGACGAGCGGAGACAUAGGAGAUAAGUGAGGCGAGACGAGGUGGUACAAGGCGAUAGAGAGAAUGUAGAGAAUAUCGCCUCAUUCCUGCCUGUAGAGUGACACCACUAUCAGUCAUUUCCACUUGGUCUGAGUCCAAUCCGGAAUCAGUCUCCAAGUCGUCUUUACUACCACACCACCCCCUCGCCCCCUCGUCUUAAAAUCUCUCACUCCUAUUUCGUCUCGCUUCACUCUGCUGCUCUCCCCAAGGCCUCUGCUCAGCGAGCACACCUCCAGGCAACUCUUCCACUGCCCCCACAGUCUGGAACUUCGUUACACAUGGGCAUCCACAAUGUUCACACCGCCCCCCCACACCGCCUUUACACCUCUGUCUAUGGUUGUCUCUUUGCAUGACGUGCCUUCAUGUUUAUGUUCUCAUGUUACUGUCCCCUCUCCGCCUUGUUGUUGUUGCUUACUACUCUAAAAAGCCCUCGUAAAAAGAUGGAUUUCUCCUCUCCCCCGGUCUACUCAAUGUCCAUGGGGUCACUGGGCUUCUUUCUUCGACAUCCUGAGGUGGUGUGGUUGUGUUUAGAAGCCCCCUGUUACGGGACAAUACGAAUCAACAACAACAACAACAACCAGGUGCAUUUUUUUUUAUAAAUUGUUAAUUUCCAUUGUUCUUGUAUCAGUUUACAGAAGCGGUUGAAUUAUGUUGUUUCUGUAAAUAAAUAAAGCUGCCAAUUACCCCUGGGAAAAAUCCCAACGUUCCAGUUGCAGAACAAAGUGCCACGACAUAUUUUUGGUUUUCAAAUCUCCCCUCUGGGCGCUGGGCUCCCCCGUCGGCUCACGUGGAGAUGCCCUCACAAUGUGGUUGGCAGGGUCGUCCAUACGGGGUGGGGAGGGUGCAGGGCCAGGGGCAAAUCCCACACCGUGUGGAUCCCAUUACAUCCGAUAACCGCGACGUCGAAACGGGCGCGCCCCCCAAAUGGCGGGGCCCCGGGCGGUCGCUCCAAUUCACGCGUACCCAAGGAACGGCUCUGGUGGUCCCGGGGUCACUCGAGCGGGAGGGGAGGACUCCAGUGAACGCCGCCAUGCCACUGGAGGGCGCUAGAGCGGCAUCGUUCCGUCCGCGCGAGAAGACGCCGCGGCAGUGAUUUUCAAUUCUGACUUGCUCACGAACGAAAAUUCUUAAGUUGGUGUUGGGAGGCUUCGGACACACGCGUAGAUACGUUUCCCGCACCCAGUAAGCAUGCCAACGUUGGGACAACGUUGGACCAACGUUGCUGCUGGCGGAUCUCCUGUUGGGGCGUUGAAAAAAUGGUGCAACCUUGGCCCAAUGCUGUUCUUACGUUCGUGAUUCCUGGGCAGUUCUUGUGGGUUUUUUUGGUUGUGUCUUUCUUUAACCAACUGUCAAAUGAUACUCCACCACGUAGGGUUUUUUUUUAUUUGUUCCAAACCAACAUCAUCAUCAUCAAACGCCACAUUAAAUGGGGUGGAGGAGAAAAAACCUACGUUUUUAUUUGCUUGCUUUAUCGUUGUCGUUGGUGACUCAUCUAAGGACCAUCGACCCGGCUACCCUCGAGGACUUGCUUUAAUCACGGGCUGCUGGGACCCAGACUCCAGCAGAAGCCGGGAUGCCCGCGGUGCCACACAAAUUGUGUCCAGGAAUCCAACCCAUGACUUCAGUGAUGCUGGCUCAUUGUACACUGGCACAGCCAUUCACGUGUCAGUGAGCCAGCCACGUCACGUCAGCCCACUAAUAAUAUUCCCACCCCCACCACCACCACAAUAUGUUUUAAAUUGAAAUUCUGCUGUGGUGUUAUGGUCAGCACACGGGUACUUGCAAGGCAAGAUAUCAUCGAUUCGAUUUGAUCUCCUGUUGGGGCGUUGAAACAAUGGUGCAAUUUUAUUUUUUUUUGCUUUAAAACCCCUCUCCUCUGUCCACUCAACAGUGUGUUUCGGCACACCACAGUCGAUUGACAUGUCACGUGUAGUUGGGGGGAGGGGGGGUGGGACGCGCACACUCCCACCUACUCUUGAGGCUUCUGUCGAAAUGCCCUCUGGAGGCGCUCUCUACAGCUGCCUCCAGUGGAGCCCCCCCGUCCGCCAGCAGCAGCGUGAGCAAGCAAUUUCAAGGGCUGUACCUUUAUCUUUUAUAAAGCAUCCCCCCCCUGACCCAUUCCCAUAUUCGACAAAUGAGCACGGCGGAUCCGGCUCAUGUGGUUGUACUGAGAGUGCUGUGCGGUGUUGCAACCUUGCACGGACUCGCGAGGAGAAAUCUCGUUUUGUGAAGCCGGCCCGCGUUCGUUGUCGCGUUCACAUCUCGUUGGUUCAGUCUCAGCAUGGUUCGACAAGGAAUUCACCGAUGGGGCUGCAUCAAGUGCACCUCACUUUGCCCGCUAGUGUCAGUGUUGCUGCACCCGUGAUGUUCUCAGUGCCAGCAAAGUGCAAUAAAUGACCCGGCGUUGUGCGUGUUUAUGCCACUGUUAUCGCAACACUUAACGAAAGAAAAAAUAUAACCGUAGUCUUUGUUAUUCCUGGUAAUCGAUCGUUGGUUUACUGUGGAGUUUAUUUUUGUAAUCACAUUUAUGGGUUUAUGUUCAUCCGUGUGUGCCACGUUUAAAGAUACAAAAAGAAAAACUAUUGGUAUGCAGUGUCAAGAUUUUGUACGCUAAGCUUUGUAAGCGUAUGUGACUCAAGAAAGUUCUAGGCAGUUUUUAAGAAUAAAUAAAAUUCACCCCUAUACGA